AUGAGUUACGCUCUCAUGAACCCAAACCAAAGUAUUAAGGCUGUAUUUGUUAAUCAAACUAAACAAAUGAAUUCUGAAUAUCGUGUUCGUGUAAACACAUCUCUUAUAGCUACUAAGUUUCUUUUGAGGUGUGGCAUACCAUUUAGAGGGAGUGACGAGUCCUUUAACUCUUUAUUUAAGGGGCCAUUUCUUGAGUUGGUGGACACUCUAAAGGAAAUUAACCCAGAGAUAGCUAAGGUAAUAAAUUGUGCUCCAGGAAAUAACUUUAUGACUGCCCCUAAGAUUCAAAAGGAUCUUGCUGCUGCUUGUGCAUGUGAAAUAACUAAACAAAUUGUAUGUGAUAUUGCGGAUGAUGUGUUUUGUGUUUUGAUUGAUGAAUUCGGUGACGUUGCUGGUAAAGAACAACUGGUUGUUGUUAUUCACUAUGUUAAUAGUGAUGGUUUGGUAAAAGAAAGGUUUCUUGGGAUUGUUAGUGUUAAAGAAACAAGUGCUAAGUCACUUAAGGAGGCACUUGAGAAGUUGUUGUCUAUUAAUGGCUUGAGUUUAUCUAGCAUAAGGGGGCAAAGAUAUGAUGGAGCUAGCAAUAUGCGAGGUAAGUUUGGUGGUUUGAGAACUUUAAUUCAAAAUGAAAAUCCAUCAGCUUAUUAUGUGUAUUGUUUUGCCCAUCAACUUCAAUUAGCACUUGUUGCAUGUGCUAAGACUCACAAAGAUGUUAGUGGUUUUUUCGGUAAGGUCAAUAUGCUUGUUAAUUUCAUACGGUCUUCUAACAAAAUGGGUGAUCAAUGGUUAAAUGAUCGUCUUGUAACUUUUAUAGAAAGAGAUGUUUUUGGAACAAUUAACAAUGAUGUUAUUUUAGCUCAUUUUCAAGAAAUUGAUACUAGACGGUUUUCAUUGUAA
Vicia faba (fava bean) is the source of this 897-nucleotide messenger RNA. NCBI's taxonomy places the organism in Eukaryota, Viridiplantae, Streptophyta, Magnoliopsida, Fabales, Fabaceae. The record is from the annotation of a GenBank genome assembly.